AACUAGGGGGUUGAACGUCUGGGCAGAUUUUAAGCAAGCAAAUCUGAGAUUUGGAAAGGAUUAUUCGCUAGACUUUCUUCAAAGGUUGGAAGGCAAAAGACUGCGUUUGUUAGCACUGCCGGACGCUUAGUUUGGCAGUAUCUCCUGGAAGAACGUGGCCGAAAACACAAUGGAGGCCAGAUGGGAGCGCUUUCUUAGACAAAGGCAAGUCCUAUUUCUCUUUGUUUUUCUGGGUGGGUCUCUGACUGAGUCUGAGUCAAGACGCUACUCUGUGGUCGAGGAAACAGAGAGGGGCUAUUUAAUAGCCAAUCUAGCAAAGGAUUUAGGGCUAGGGGUAGGGGAACUGGCUGUGAGGGGAGCCCAAGUUGUGUCUAAAGGGAACAAAGAGCAUUUUCAGCUCAACCAUCAGACCGGCGAUUUGCUCCUGCAUGAGAAAUUGGACCGGGAAGAGCUAUGCGGCCACACGGAGCCAUGUUUACUGCACUUUCAGAUAUUACUGCAAAACCCUUUGCAGUUUAUUACAAAUGAGGUUCAAGUCGUAGAUGUAAACGACCAUUCUCCGGUAUUCUUUGAAAAUGAAAUGCAGCUGAAACUCUUAGAAAAUACGCCACCAGGAACCGUAAUUCCUUUGGAAAAUGCUGAGGACUUGGAUGUGGGAAGAAACAGUCUCCAAAACUACACAAUCGCUCCUAAUUCCCAUUUCCAUGUUCUCACACGCAAUCGUAGGGAUGGAAGAAAGUACCCACAACUAGUGCUGGACAAUGCGCUAGACCGUGAGGAGCAGCCAGAGCUCGUUUUGACCCUCACGGCGCUAGAUGGGGGCUCUCCACCCCGGUCGGGGAUCGCCCAGAUCCACAUCCUGGUCUUAGACAUAAAUGACAACGCCCCAGAAUUUACACAGUCACUCUAUGAGGUUCAAAUUCUAGAGAACAGUCCCAUUAACUCUGUUAUUGUCACUGUCUCAGCUUCUGACUUAGAUACAGGAAAUUUUGGGACAGUAUCAUAUGCAUUUUUUCACGCUUCUGAAGAAAUUCGCAAAACUUUUCAGUUAAAUUCAAUCACUGGUGAUAUCCAACUAGUCAAAUAUUUGAAUUAUGAGGUUAUGAAUACUUAUGAAGUGGACAUAGAAGCUAAGGAUGGCGGGGGCCUUUCAGGAAAAACCACAGUGAUAGUUCAGGUGGUUGAUGUGAAUGACAACCCACCAGAACUGACCUUGUCCUCAAUUACCAGUCCUAUCCCUGAGAACUCGCCAGAGACUGUGGUGGCUGUUUUCAGUGUCUCAGAUCCUGACUCUGGAGACAAUGGAAGAAUUAUGUGCUCCAUCGAGAACAAUCUCCCCUUCGUCCUAAAACCAUCAGUAGAGAAUUUUUACACCCUACUGUCAAAAGGAGCACUAGACAGAGAGAGUCAGGCCGAGUACAACAUCACCAUCACCGUCACCGACCUGGGGACCCCCAGGCUGAAAACUCAGCACAACCUAACGGUGACGGUGUCCGACGUCAACGACAACGCCCCGACCUUCAGCCAGACGUCCUACACCCUGCGCGUCCGCGAGAACAACAGCCCCGCGCUGCACAUCGGCAGCGUGAGCGCCACCGACAGAGACUCGGGCGCCAACGCCCAGGUCACCUACUCGCUGCUGCCGCCCCACGACCCGCAGCUGCCGCUGGGCUCGCUGGUGUCCAUCAACGCGGACAACGGGCAGCUGUUCGCGCUCAGGUCGCUGGAUUUCGAGGCGCUGCAGGCGUUCGAGUUCCGCGUGGGCGCGGCCGACCGCGGCUCGCCGGCGCUCAGCAGCCAGGCGCUGGUGCGCGUGCUGGUGGCGGACGCCAACGACAACGCGCCCUUCGUGCUGUACCCGCUGCAGAACGGCUCGGCGCCCUGCACCGAGCUGGUGCCGCGGGCGGCCGAGGCGGGCUACCUGGUGGCCAAGGUGGUGGCGGUGGACGGCGACUCGGGCCAGAACGCCUGGCUGUCGUACCAGCUGCUCAAGGCCACGGAGCCCGGGCUGUUCGGCGUGUGGGCGCACAACGGCGAGGUGCGCACGGCGCGGCCGCUGAGCGAGCGCGACGCCGUCAAGCACAGGCUGCUGGUGCUGGUCCGGGACCACGGCGAGCCGCCGCUGUCGGCCAGCGUCACGCUGCACGUGCUGCUGGUGGACGGCUUCUCGCAGCCCUACCUGCCGCUGCCGGACGCGGCGGCGGCCGAGGCCCGCGCCGACCCGCUCACCGUCUACCUGGUGGUGGCCUUGGCGUCCGUGUCGUCGCUCUUCCUGUUCUCGGUGCUGGUGUUCGUGGCGGUGCGGCUGUGCAGGCGGAGCCGGGCGGCGUCGGGGGGCGGCUGCUCGGUGCCCGAGGGUCCGUUUCCGGGCCACCUGGUGGACGUCAGCGGCGCGGGGACCCUGUCCCACAGCUACCAGUAUGAGGUGUGUCUGAGGGGAGGUACAGGGACAAAUGAAUUCAAGUUCCUCAAGCCCAUUUUUCCCAAUGGUCUGGUUCAAGAUACUGAGUGAGACUUCAGCAAAGCUCCAAUUUUAAGGAUAGUUUAGGUUUCAUUUACAGAAUAGUGAAAAAAUUAUUUGUUUGGCUAUGGUUGU
Lutra lutra (Eurasian river otter) is the source of this 2596-nucleotide messenger RNA. RefSeq names its product protocadherin beta 3 (gene PCDHB3). Bases 170 to 2512 code for a protein of 780 amino acids. The transcript has a single exon. Lineage: Eukaryota; Metazoa; Chordata; Mammalia; Carnivora; Mustelidae. Gene Ontology annotation, biological process: homophilic cell-cell adhesion. Gene Ontology annotation, molecular function: calcium ion binding. Gene Ontology annotation, cellular component: plasma membrane. The record is from RefSeq and is a predicted model, not a curated record.